AUGUGUAAACACAUCCUGAACGCUCAAGUGGCCAUCCGCUCUCCCUGCUGCAAAAAAUGGUUCGACUGCGCCGAAUGCCACCAAGAACAAGAAUCGCACUCACUCACCAAAACCACUGAAAUGGUCUUCGCCUGCAAGAAAUGCAAAAAAUGUUUCCGAAAGGACGCCACGGAGUUUGAUGAGAGUGACGAGUACUGCCCGCACUGCGAUAACCAUUUCGUGAUUGACGCUGUGACGCCGACUCCCACGUUGCAGGUCGAGGGUGAGGAUGCGAGAAUUGAUGCUAGAAUGCUCAAAGACGACCGUGUUCGCGGACACCAGGAACGCUCCAUCUUCAACUUCAAGGAUAUUUCCGAUCGCUUGGGUUAG
Aspergillus luchuensis is the source of this 369-nucleotide messenger RNA. RefSeq names its product CHY zinc finger protein. Gene Ontology annotation, molecular function: zinc ion binding. Gene Ontology annotation, cellular component: mitochondrial intermembrane space. The transcript is spliced from 6 exons. Bases 1 to 369 code for a protein of 122 amino acids. The record is from RefSeq and is a predicted model, not a curated record. Gene Ontology annotation, biological process: protein import into mitochondrial intermembrane space. NCBI's taxonomy places the organism in Eukaryota, Fungi, Ascomycota, Eurotiomycetes, Eurotiales, Aspergillaceae.